Messenger RNA from Austrofundulus limnaeus, 1893 nucleotides. RefSeq names its product zinc finger and BTB domain containing 22a (gene zbtb22a). Gene Ontology annotation, biological process: regulation of transcription by RNA polymerase II. NCBI's taxonomy places the organism in Eukaryota, Metazoa, Chordata, Actinopteri, Cyprinodontiformes, Rivulidae. Gene Ontology annotation, molecular function: protein binding; DNA-binding transcription factor activity, RNA polymerase II-specific; RNA polymerase II cis-regulatory region sequence-specific DNA binding. The record is from RefSeq and is a predicted model, not a curated record.
GGGGCACUCGAACGCAGCAGCAGCUUUACCAGCCUGACUUAAACAAAUGUCGGUGAUUUAAACAGAAGCAGGAGGAAAUACUUCACAUCUGGACUUCACGGGUUACGAUGAUGUGAUGAGGAGAUUCAGUGACGUCUCAUAGAACCGGAAAAAGGUCGAAACAAAGAAGCAGGUCCUGCUGAAGAACGUUACGACGGUCUCCCUGCCCUCGGUYCUGGACCCGGUGGUCUUUCAGAGCGUCCUGACGUCUGCCUACACGGGCCAGCUGAGCAUCGUGCACGAGGACAUCGUGAACUACGUGACGGUGGCCAGCUUCCUCCAGAUGUGGCACAUCGUGGAUAAAUGCACCGAGAUCCUGAAGAGGCCCCGCCCGUCCGCAGACUCCGCCCCUGCCCCUCCGGGCUCCGCCCCCCGCCAGCAGUCCCCGAGCAGCACGGACUGCCUGUACGCAGAGAGGGAGGCGCGGCGGCGCGACAGGAGGCCCGACGCUCUGCCUCCGUUAGCCACCUGGAGGCGGCCGCAGCAGCUGGCCAGGUGGGGGCGCCCCAGACCCCCGUCAGACCUGCAGUCCGCCGACUCCCAGCUGGACCUCCAGAACUACGUGGACAGCAGAGACUUCUCCUGCUGCCAGGAGGCCUGGCCCUCCAGCCAGGCCAAAAGCAGCUCCUCGGGUCCGGACGGAGCGGGUCAGAACAGCCGGCACCAGGGCCCGGGGCACGCAGCCGAAGCCUCGAAGCUGAAGGUCAGGCUUCAGCAGCGAGGCGCUGAAAGACCGCUGGACAAGACCAGAGACCGGGACCAGACCCGGGACAGGAGGAAGGACAAGAGAGGAGCCCAGGCUGAUGGAGGAGGAGGAGACAAAGAGGAGGAGGAGGAGGAGGAGGAGGAGAGGAAGGAGGGGGGCACACAGAUGGACUUCCUCCCUCCUGACCCAGAGGAGCGUCUCUCAGGCAGGCAGAGUGUGGAGAAGGUCCAGAGAGGUCCUGUUGGAGGCGACCCGUCCUCUGACCCACCUGGACCGGCUGAGGGACCCUCGGUCUCGGGCAGGGUCCAGUGGCAGACGGGACCCUGGUCUCAGAGCGAGCAGAGACCUCAGGUAGGUGAUGAAGAGGAGGAGGUGGACUUUGAGUGUCUCACAGACUUCAGCAGAGACACGUUCGAGGAGAUCGAGGACGGGACGGGACAGGUGUCCCAGAGGUCUCUGGUGUCUCCGGACUUCAGCCUGGGGGGCUCCGACGGGACCUGGACGUCCAGCGGAGGAGGUCCUGUGACUCCCUCACCUGCUGCGUUUCCUCCUCCCCCGUCCCCUCCCACACCCUCGUCGUCCUCGGCGUCCGUCUCUGGCCCCGCCUACUCAGGGAAGGUGCACUUCUGCCACUGUGGGAAGGCCUACACCCUGAAGAGCAUGAGGGACCGCCACGUCAAGAUGCAGCACCUCAACCUGCGACCCUUCGUCUGCCCCGUCUGCUCCAAGUCCUUCAAGAUGAAGCACCACCUGACCAAGCACCUGAAGACCCACGGGGGGCUGCGGCCCUACGAGUGCUCCGUGUGCGGGAAGAAGGUGGUCUGGAGGGACAGCUUCCUGAGACACCAGACCCGCUGCCAGCGGCUCGCCUCCACCGCCGCCGCCGCCACGCCCGACGGAUACGGCUUCCAAGAUGGAGAGCUGUUUGUCCCGGCGGGGACGGUGAAGGUGGAGGACGGAGACAUCCGCAGGGACAGCAGGGGGGCCGGACUCAUGGACAACGGGUCCGGGAUGGCUGGGACCCCGUCUCAGAACCUGGACUCUGUCAGUCCUGUUUUUAAAGAGGAAGCAGCCGAAAGCUUCUGAGGUAAAAAUAAAAACUUUCUUUAAUGUUUUUAUUUAGAAUAAAGACAAAACAGUUUGUUUUA